Molecule: messenger RNA, 883 nt
Organism: Labrus bergylta (ballan wrasse)
Lineage: Eukaryota; Metazoa; Chordata; Actinopteri; Labriformes; Labridae
Gene: bcl2l16
Product: BCL2 like 16
Biological process (GO): extrinsic apoptotic signaling pathway in absence of ligand; intrinsic apoptotic signaling pathway in response to DNA damage; regulation of apoptotic process
Cellular component (GO): mitochondrial outer membrane
Molecular function (GO): protein homodimerization activity; protein heterodimerization activity
Source: RefSeq, a predicted model, not a curated record
GUGACUUAGGGAAUGGCUUUUCUGCUUGGAAAUGCUCCCGUGCUCUGUGGCUGACUGAGACUACAGCUUGGAGAAGUCACAUUUGGAGGCGUCCAUGUGCCAGUUGGAGGAGCCAGAAGCCAGACUGGGCCUGAACAGUCCUGACCCGGUGGUGAGAGAGGCUUUCCUGAUGGUCCAUGACUACAUAGACUACGUGACCACAGGGGGGGCAGAUGGCACGAUGGGUCCUGCCCCGACAGCCUGCACUGCCGCCCUGCGCCACGCCGGGGACGAGCUCCUCAACCGCUUCCCCAUCUUCUUCCGUCGCUGGCCUCGUAUCUUCCAGGACGUGACCGAGAACUCGGCCUGCUCCAUGCUCACAGGCAUCCUGGAUGAGCACUUCUUCCCUCCGGUCCCUAGGGGGCGCAAUAGGGAGCUGGCCUGGAGCGCGGUGCUGUCUGUGUAUGUGCUGGCCGGACAGAUGGCUCUGCACUGCCACGAGAGGGGCAUGCUGGGGGUCCUGCCUCAGCUGAAGGAGAGCAUAGGGGCGUAUGUGGAGAGGGUCAUCUGCCCUGACAUACGGGAGAAGGGAGGAUGGAGCGGCUUUGUGUCCCGCUUUGGAGCGAAGCAGGGCUUGGAGAGCCAGGUGAAGAAGGUGUGCUGUUGGACUCUGCUGGCCUUGGCUGUGAGCAUCCUCACAUACUGCGUUUGGAAGAGAGUGGUUUAGCCAACACUGCCACCUACCGACCACAACCAGGAACUGUCAGAGACUGAGCGACAGUAUGGAAAUGUCUGCAGAGGUGGUUUAAGAUGCAUCAUUUUGUUAGUACGAAGCUGGAUAAUCAGUAUGUUACCUUCAAACUAUCAGUAGAAUUCAAACGCCAAACACUGCAUAUGAUAUUUG